Cydia amplana is the source of this 2711-nucleotide messenger RNA. RefSeq names its product monocarboxylate transporter 4-like. NCBI's taxonomy places the organism in Eukaryota, Metazoa, Arthropoda, Insecta, Lepidoptera, Tortricidae. Bases 619 to 2499 code for a protein of 626 amino acids. The record is from RefSeq and is a predicted model, not a curated record. Gene Ontology annotation, molecular function: monocarboxylic acid transmembrane transporter activity. The transcript is spliced from 12 exons. Gene Ontology annotation, cellular component: membrane. Gene Ontology annotation, biological process: transmembrane transport.
UCAUAGGUUGUCAUAGAGAUUUGGCCAUGAAUCGCUGAAAGCGGCGGCCUGUUCCGGCGUUCCGGCUCGCGCAGCUCGGGCCGUCCGGGCUACCAGUGCCGUGACGGACGUCGAAGUUGUCGCACGACGCGCCCGGACCGAAUCUCCCGGACUUUUACACGUUCGCGUGUAGUGACUGCCAUGUUCAGUGUGUGAUACUGUGAUGCUAUUUGAAAUUGGUAAAUACCAUGACUGCAAGAGCUCUCCGUCCAGUGUAACGUGAAGUGCAGUGUCGGGAAAGCAAUAAAAGAUGCAAGACGUGACUGUACCCUUGUAAAUGGUCCGUGAUGUGAAAAACAUGAAAUUCUCGCCACUGUUAUAAGUGUAUAACUUGAUGAUGUGGAUAAAGUUUAGGUAACGGAACACUAUAUUUGAGUGUAUAAAGGUGUAGUGGAAUGCGGGGUUCGUGCGAGUAGGGGUAGUUUGAGGAUGUGGAGCCGGAGCGUGUGACACCACGCGCUGGGCGAGCGUCGAAUGCGGCGUGGCAGUGUUUACAGCGUCAGCGAGGGAGUGGAGCGGUGUGCCUGUGCCAGGUAGCGAGUGCGCGGGCGCGGGUGCGGGUGCAGCCAUGGCCGGCUGAUGGAGGCGGGCUGGUGGUCGCCGUCGCCGUCGGCCUCGCCGCCGCCGCCACCCCGCGCCCCGCCGCCGCGCUGCCGAUGCCGACACCCGCUUUCCACCAGCUACACCUGCCUACCGCACUAUGGUGAGACAAAUGGCUGGGCGACCGGCGUGGAGGGCGAGGAGGAGUCGACGGUGGGCGCGCUGCGCGAGCGGGAGCUGCGCUCGCUGCACCGCACCGUGCCCGCACUGCGGCGACGCGAGCUCGACACGCGCGCCAUUAAGCACCACUUCUACCCGGAGGGGGGUUGGGGAUGGAUCGUGUGCGGCGCCGCAUUCCUGGCGCACCUCCUGUCCACGGGGCUGCAGCUAGCGUACGGCGCGCUGCACGUCUACGCCCUCAAACAUCUCGGCCCCAACGCCGACCACGCCGUAUGGGCGGGAGCAAUAUGCGUGGGAGUAUCCCGCGCCGCAGGCGCGAUGGUGGCGGGUCGUCGGCGUUCGCCACGGCUAGCCGCACUGUUGGGUGGGCUGUUGCUGCCGCUCGCCUGCCUGUUCACCUCUUUCGCGACGCAGUUGCACCAGACUAUGCUUAGCUACGGAGUGGUACUCGGGAUUGGGUGCGGACUGGUGAGGGAGGCGGCUGGCUUAGUACUCGGGGCGUACUUCCGACGGCGUCGGCAGUUCGUGGAGCUAGUGGCACACGCAGGCGGCGGCGUCGGCAUCGCACUCUUCAGCGUCGCCUAUAAGGAGGCUGUGGGGAAACUUGGUUGGCGGCUAGGCUUGCAGGCGAUCACUGGCAUACUGGUGCUAGCGUUUUUUCUUAGUGCUGUAUACCGAAGUGCAUCUCUAUACCACCCACAACGCCGAGCUAUUUUACAUUUGAAAAACCAAAGACGAAAGGUAAAAGAAAAGAAAGGCAUGCGGAGGUCGGCGCCGCUGAUCGAUCUAAGCCCCCUUAACUCUCGGCCGGCUAAAGUUUUGUUGUUGGCGGCUGGAGUGGCCGCGUUCGGACUUUACACUCCAGUAUUUUUUUUGGCCCUGCAAGGUUUCCGUGAGGGUUUGGAGGAGAGUGCACUCGUACUCCUGCAGACGUUUCUGGGUUUCGCCGCUGUGUUGGGCUGCGCCGGCUUCGGGCUCGUGCUGGUGCGCCCGUCGGCACAGUGCCUCGUCUCCAAGCAGUACUUGUGCCAAACUGCUAUGCUGGGAAUAGGCAUAUCAAUGCUAGCUCUAAGCAGCGUCGAGGGCUACCACGGAUACGUGUUGUUCGCCUGGAUGUACGGAUUGUGUUUGGGUGGUUAUCUCUACUCUAUGAAAAUGCUUACAAUGGAGCGCGUCAGGGGACGUCACUUCGCUAAAGUUUGGGGUUUCGUCCAAGGUGCUGAAGCUCUUCCUGUGAUAGUCGGUGUGCCGGUGACGGGUUACAUCAACCAGCAGGCGCCGCGGGCCGGCUUCUACUUCUCGACGGCGGCCACCCUCGCCGGCGCCCUGCUGCUAUUCUUCGUGGGCUUCUCCAAGCGCGAGCCGGAGCCGCCGCCGCCGGCGCCCGCGCCGACCGUGGCGGAGGCGUGCCCGUGCGUGACGCCGCCGCGCUGCGAGCCGGCGUGGUGCGCGUGCGGCGCGGGCGGCGCCACGGCCUACUGCGCCUGGCCCGGCCCGUCGUGCAGCGCGCGCCUGUCCAAGUCCCUCUCCUACGCCGCACCUCUAGACCGUGUUUGCUGCUCGGCCGCCGCCUACCCCGAGUGCUGCCGCCGCGCGCCGCCGCUGCGGCCCUCGCGCAGCGUCCCGGAAGGCCUCGCCCGCCGCGGGAGCACCUGGAACCGCGGCGGCUCCUAUCGCGCCCCCUGUCGCUGUCGCAGGCGGGAGCACCAUCUCAUAGAGCAGAUCACUACGUCGGUAUGACCGAUCGCUCAUUGAGUGGAUUCUCGUGAAUACGAUUAGUGAGAACUUGUAAAUAUUAAUUCUUUGUAGCUAAAAAUCAAGCCGAUAGCGGUUAGGAUAAAGCAAUAACGGGAUUGAUUAUAAUGUUGGAAGCGGUGCGAAUAUUGAACUUAUUUGUCGACUUUUAUGUAUUAAGUUCACCAAUGCGCAAAGGAAAAAAAAAUCAUUCCUGA